UUUGACCCUGCUAGCAACAACGAACCCUUGCAGUUUGGUUGUGCCAGUGGCCCUCUGGUCACAGAAGGCCUCAUUGAAAAUGGAGGGGAAUCAAGCAAGAAAAGAAAGAGAACAAAUGCUCCUUCAGCUGAUAGUAAUAGAACCCUGAAUGUGGACUCUACUGCAAUGACUCUACCUAUGUCUGACCCAAAUGCAUGGGCCACAGCCAUGAAUAAUCUUGGAAUGGCACCCAUGGGGAUCGCUGGACAGCCAAUUUUACCUGACUUUGAUCCUGCUCUUGGAAUGAUGACUGGAAUUCCACCCAUAACUCCAAUGAUGCCUGGUUUGGGAAUAGUACCUCCACCAAUUCCGCCAGAUAUGCCGGUAGCAAAGGAGAUCAUACACUGUAAAAGCUGCACGCUCUUUCCUCCGAAUCCAAAUCUUCCACCUCCUGCAACCCGAGAAAGACCGCCAGGAUGCAAAACUGUGUUUGUGGGCGGCUUGCCUGAAAAUGGGACCGAGCAGAUCAUCAUGGAAGUAUUCGAACAGUGUGGCGAGAUCAUUGCUAUUCGGAAGAGCAAAAAGAACUUUUGCCACAUUCGCUUCGCUGAGGAGUAUAUGGUGGACAAAGCCCUUUAUCUGUCUGGUUACCGCAUUCGCCUGGGCUCCAGCACCGACAAAAAGGACACCGGCCGACUCCACGUUGACUUUGCUCAGGCUCGAGAUGACCUGUAUGAGUGGGAGUGCAAGCAGCGCAUGCUAGCAAGAGAGGAGCGCCACCGCAGGAGGAUGGAAGAAGAAAGAUUGCGCCCACCAUCCCCACCUCCAGUGGUCCACUAUUCAGAUCACGAAUGCAGCAUUGUUGCUGAAAAACUUAAAGAUGAUUCCAAAUUCUCCGAAGCCGUGCAGACCUUGCUCACCUGGAUCGAGCGAGGAGAGGUGAACCGCCGCAGUGCUAAUAACUUCUACUCCAUGAUCCAGUCUGCCAACAGCCAUGUCCGCCGUCUGGUGAAUGAGAAAGCUACCCAUGAAAAAGACAUGGAAGAAGCAAAGGAGAAGUUCAAACAAGCCCUUUCUGGAAUUCUUGUUCAGUUUGAGCAGAUCGUGGCUGUGUACCAUUCUGCCUCCAAACAAAAGGCCUGGGACCACUUCACAAAAGCCCAGCGUAAAAACAUAAGCGUUUGGUGCAAACAAGCUGAGGAAAUUCGCAACAUUCACAAUGAUGAACUAAUGGGAAUCAGACGAGAAGAAGAAAUGGAAAUGUCUGAUGAUGAAAUAGAAGAAACAACAGAAACAAAAGAAACUGAGGAAUCAGGUUUAGUGUCACAGGCGGAAGCUCUGAAGGAAGAAAAUGACAGCCUCCGCUGGCAGCUUGAUGCCUAUCGGAAUGAGGUCGAGCUGCUCAAGCAAGAACAGGGCAAAGCCCACAGGGAAGAGGACCCAAACAAGGAACAACAGCUGAAACUCUUGCAGCAAGCCCUGCAAGGGAUGCAACAGCAUUUACUCAAAAUCCAAGAUGAAUACAAAAAGAAAGAAGCAGAACUUGAAAAAAUCAAAGAUGACAAGUUGCAGGUGGAAAAAAUGUUGGAGGAUCUCAAAGAAAAGGAAAGCUGCACUUCUAGACUGUGCACAUCGAGCCAGGAGAGUGACCAUCCUCUGGAGAAGACGCUGAACGGCAGUCCUGUCAAGUCAGAACGGGAAGCGCUGCUUGUGGGGAUUAUCUCCACAUUCCUCCAUGUUCAUCCAUUUGGAGCAAGCAUCGAAUACAUCUGUUCCUACUUGCACCGUCUUGAUAAUAAGAUCUGCACCACUGAUGUGGAAGGUCUCAUGAGUCGACUCCAGCACACCUUCAAGCAAGAAAUGACUGGAGUUGGAGCCAGCCUGGAGAAGAGGUGGAAGUUCUGUGGCUUCGAGGGCUUGAAGCUGACCUGA
Molecule: messenger RNA, 1911 nt
Organism: Elephantulus edwardii (Cape elephant shrew)
Lineage: Eukaryota; Metazoa; Chordata; Mammalia; Macroscelidea; Macroscelididae
Gene: ENOX2
Product: ecto-NOX disulfide-thiol exchanger 2
Exons: 13
Coding region: 166-1911 (581 amino acids)
Biological process (GO): ultradian rhythm
Cellular component (GO): external side of plasma membrane; plasma membrane
Molecular function (GO): protein-disulfide reductase activity; RNA binding
Source: RefSeq, a predicted model, not a curated record